ACUUUACAACUAGAUUUUUAAAGAAGUGAAAAGCAUCACACAUUCCUUGAGUCAACAGAAGUAGAGGCAGCCAUUCAGAGGAAACCUCCAAAAGCUGCUCUUACAGGACAUAUUGAUCAGAUAUGGGCCAAGCUGCAACACAGCCAAGUACCAAUUGGCACCUGAAAGAAAAUACAAGAGAUCACCACACAAGUAAAUUUUCUAGCAAAGAGUUGAUUGUGAGGAGAGGUCAAGCCUUUGUUGUCACCUUCAGUGGAAUAGAACAGCCUGAGCAAAACUUAACAUUCAUCGCAGAAACAGGUCCAAAACCCUCAAAGCAGGCUAAGACCCAGGCCACAUUUGGUAUUUCCAGCACAGUGAGUAAGGAGAAUUGGAGUGCAGUUCUGCAGUCCACCAGUUCCAACUCUGCAAGCAUCGCCAUUUCCAGCCCAGCUAAUGCUGUCAUCGGACGUUACAAGCUGAGUGUUCAAAGUACUUCAAGUGGCAGCUCAUCUCCAGCAACCCUUGGCACUUUUGUUUUGCUCUUUAAUCCUUGGUCUUCAGGUGAUGAUGUGUUCAUGUCUAACAAGGCUGAGUGUGAGGAAUAUGUGCUGGAAGAGUUUGGCAUCAUUUUUUCUGGCAAUACACAUCAUAUCAACAGCUUUGGAUGGAACUUUGGCCAGUUUCAAGGAGAUAUUCUCAAUAUUUGCCUUUCCAUGCUGGAUCGAAGCUUAAACUACCGUCAGGAUCCUGCCACAGAUGUAUCUCACCGAAAUGAUCCCAAAUAUCUGGGCCGAGUUCUCAGCGCAAUGGUCAAUGGCAAUGAUGAUCAAGGAGUGGUACUAGGAAACUGGAGUGGAAAUUAUGAAGGUGGGAAAAGUCCAAGCAGCUGGACUGGAAGUGGUGAAAUCCUGCAAAACUGGAAGAAAUCAGGAUUCAAGCCUGUUAGAUAUGGACAAUGUUGGGUUUUUGCAGCAGUACUGACCACAGUGCUUAGAUGUCUGGGGAUUCCCACUCGAACAAUUACAAAUUUCAGCUCUGCCCAUGAUGCAGAUGGGAACCUGCGUGUGGAUGAGUUUUAUGAUGCUUCUGGAAAUCAUUUGGAGAGAGGAGCUGACAGUGUCUGGAAUUUCCAUGUCUGGAAUGAAAGCUGGUUUUCCCGCAGUGACUUGGGCCCCUCAUACAGCGGAUGGCAAAUUCUGGAUGCAACUCCCCAAGAAGAAAGUGGAGGAAUUUAUCAGUGUGGUCCUGCCUCACGGAAUGCCAUCAAAGAAGGAGACGUAGAAUUGGACUACGAUUGCCCAUUUGUAUUUGCAGAAGUGAAUGCAGACCGUAUGUACUGGAAUUAUGACCCUGCAACUGGAAAGAAAACAUUAAUAUUCUCUAAGACUACAACAAUUGGCCAGUUCAUCAGCACAAAGGCAGUUGGUAGAGAUGAUCGUGUAGAUGUCACCAGUGAUUAUAAAUAUGAGGAAGGCUCUAGAAAAGAAAGAGAUAUUUUUAAAAAAGCCCGUAAGAAGCUGGGACUUGAAGAUAAAUUUGAUCCUACAGCACCAACACCAAAGGAAAUUGAACAAAAGCCUGAUAUCUCAGGGAAGUUCAAAGUGGCUGGUCCUUUAGAAGUUGGCAAAGAUCUCAAUCUGAUUCUGGUUCUUGCAAAUUUACAGUCUGAUGUUAAGUCUGUUCAUGUAAAUAUGACCGCUUGGAGCACUGUGUACACUAGAAGACCAGUUCGUGAGAUCUGGAAAGACUCCAUAUCUGUUACUCUGUCUCCUGGAGAAGAGAAACAUUUUCCCGUUAAGAUAUCUUAUGCUGAAUAUCAACAGCAGUUAACUACAGACAACACAAUUCAAAUAACAGCUUUAUGUCAUGUAGAAGGUGGAAUUCAAGUACUAGUGCAAAGAGACAUUACUCUGGACAAUCCUGCUAUCGACAUACAGGUACUUGGUGAAGCAAAAGUGAAUAAAGAAGUUGAUGUAGAAGUGGUAUUUACCAAUCCUAUUAAUGCAGAAGUGAUGGACUGUGUGCUUCAGGUAGAAGGCAAUGACCUGCUGAGAGGAAUCCUUGAGAUAGAUGUACCGCCAUUGAAAGCUGGUGAGAAGUCCAGUACAAAGUUUAAACUUACUCCUGUCGAGACGGGUUCCAAGCAUCUACUUGUUAAUUUCUCCUGUGAUAAAUUUUCAGAUAUCAAGGCUUUUAAGACUGUAAAUGUGAUUGACUAAUAGGAAGAUGCAUUAUAAAUGGUCUGUGUCUCUCUAAAUUGAACAAAAUGUCAUAAGAAAUCUUGUAUAAGAAAACCAUGAGGAAAAUAACAAAAUCCUUGCUUUCCUGAUAAUGGGUUUCCAACUUUACAUCAUUAAAAUUUUACAUUGUAAUUUUAAAUAAACUUUGGAAUAGUUGAUUCUUCA
Anas platyrhynchos (mallard) is the source of this 2387-nucleotide messenger RNA. Its product is annotated as protein-glutamine gamma-glutamyltransferase E. Gene Ontology annotation, biological process: peptide cross-linking. Gene Ontology annotation, molecular function: protein-glutamine gamma-glutamyltransferase activity. The record is from RefSeq and is a predicted model, not a curated record. NCBI's taxonomy places the organism in Eukaryota, Metazoa, Chordata, Aves, Anseriformes, Anatidae.